GUGGAUAAUUGACCCGCAUCGAAAAGACCUUGCUGGUUUUAUUUUUUUAUAUUUUUUUUUUCCUGCUGGAGUACAGUACUAGUACAUACACUUCCCUCCUCCUACGAGUACGGUACCGGUACUUACUCUACCCUUGAUUACCGAUCCUCUCUUCCCCUUCCCCUCCACUCUCCUAUGAUACCUUGUCAUUCUUUGGCGAAAAGUAGCUUGGAGGAAUUUUCGAUACCCAAAAAAGGGAAGAGAAAACAGGAGAAAGCACGAGGGAAUAAGAAAAAGCAAGAAAAACGAAGGAAGGAUCAGGCUUCCAGAAGAGAGGUAAAACGGUAACGGUAGAAGCAAGCUAGGCCGCGGCUCACUCUCCAAUUCACUGCUUGUUACUGUUCUCGAGUACUUCACUCACUACACACACACACGCCUACUUAUUUUCUAUUGGAUUUCAUCUCCAUUUUCUUACCCAACUCGACUGCCGAAAUCACAUCGACUAUCAUACCUCCUGCUUUCCUCACCACUGCAGGAAGGUGAAAGAAAGGGCUUAGGAAGUGGGAGAAGAAAAAAAAAAAGGCCACCUCCCACCCACAUACAUACAUCACACUCACACACACACAUUCAGACCAUUACCCACCCCCCCCCCUCUUCCCUUUCCCCUCUUCUAGGAUACCGGUAGCCCUCACUCUCACCAUUUCAUCCGUAACAUACCUACUUUCCCUACCCACGGUACUCGAGCUACCUCACCACCUUCAUACAUAGACUGCUUCAGGAAAAGGUCCCCAAAAAAUAAUUAUAUACUGGACCCAUCCUCCUCCCCCCCUUCACACUUUACAUAUCUAUCUAUUCCUAUCAUACCUCACCUACAUCAUCACAUCGAUUGAUAGCACUUCCUACCAUUAUCCGUCCAUUCCCUUCCGGUGGUCAGGUCGGAUCAGCUCGGCCAGCUAUAUAUCGUUCCUAUCCCCCGAGCUCUCUUCUGUCGGAACAACAAUCGACAAAUCUUCCUCCUCCUCCCCCCUACUAUCCCCUCUAUCCUUCUCUCCCCUACCCAACCCUCAAACCCAAUCAGCCCACAACGAUUAUCCCUACCGAUCUACUAUCUCUCGAUCAGAAAUAAAAGUAUAAAAAAAAACAAAGCAGGAUUUUAAGACACCGCCUCGACAAAAAUAAAGUGGAGACCUCAAAACUGCAAUUCCGUCCAACAACCUUCCCUGUUUUAGACCGCGCAGCAAGCAACGCGACGCAACACCGCACAGAGCACUGAUAGCGGAAGAUAAGCUUCCAAAACCGGGCCGCGCGAAUUAACGAAACCCAAUCCCCAUCCAUCCUUCUCAAUUAGUUCCCCCUUGUCCUGCCACCUGCAAGCCCUGCUGUUCCGGGCGCGGGCGGAGACAGCCUUUUCCACACCAGGAGAAGCACCACACUCAGUGCAAAAAUAAUAUUUAAAAAGGGUCGGGAAUUUAUUUUCCCAUCAAACCGUCAAACUGGCUACCAACAGGAGACGUGGUAUUAAACCACCAGCAGCGCCCAGGACUGCUUCCACCGGGACUCGUGUGAAGGGAUUGAAGGCGGGUAGCAACGUUGUUAGCGACGUAGAUGCGUGCAUGGCGACGAGUUUUCUGCCUUUCUGCGCGCAUUGCGAGAAUCAGAUUGUAGUACCGAACACGAAGAUCCUCUACUGCUCGGAGAAGUGCCGGCGAAAGGACCAGUCGAAACCACCACCACUGUCACCAACUCUCGCCAGUGCUCCAUUCCACUAUGCCCCACCGCCCAGUCACAUCCCUGCUCCGUCGAGAAACUACGUCGAGCCCUCAAUGCCUACAGCGCCCCGCGCCCUGCCAACUCCCCCAUCCCCGCAGCUCCACCCAGUCUACUUCCCGCCAGAGCCGGCUCCCCUCCCAUCGCCGACGUCCCUUCCAUCCUCCCCGUCGUGUAUAUACGCCCCACCCCGCCGGCCGCCCAUCCGCACUGCGAGUACGUCGCAGUACCACACGCGCCCGCUGCCACCACUGCAUAACCCGGAAUCAUACUCUUGUUCACCGCGCUCGAUCGACCUGGUAACGCCCUGGACGGAGGGGGAGGACACGGGACCAUCCUCACUUCCCACAAAGGAGUUCGAGAAUCAAGUCGGUAGCUUGAAGACCCUAUUCAAUUUCGACCGCAUCCGUGGAACGCCUACCUUCUCCGAGACCAACACACCGGCUGGGCGGUCGCCUGUGAGGAAUGGGGUUUUAGCGAGGGGGUCGAAUGGGGUGGGUCGGAGUCCGUGGAUGUGAGCGUAUGCAUUGCGGCCUCUCCAUCUCUCCAGUGAUUGAUGACGGUUGGCCGCAUUGCUUCUUUGUUUGUUUGUCUGUUUCUUAAUAGCGAUGUGUGCUAUCUAUCUAUUUCUUUUUCUUUUUUCUAUCUUUUAUUUCUCCCAUGAUUGUUUAAAUUAUCGGAAACUGCCGUUUAUGAUGGGAUUGGACUGGUUGGGAUAUAUAUAUAGACAGGAGAGGAGUUCUUUUUUUUUUCUUUUUUUUUUUUUUCUGAUAAUCUUUUUUUCUUCAUUUAUUCUGGAUACUGCAUGGCGCUCCUCUUUCUGUCGGGGUUUUUCUGUUUUCCCCUCUUUCUAUCAUAGCGAGGUGUUAAGUGUAGUACGCCUUUCUUAUUAUUUUACCUAUAUCAUUCCUAUUCCCCUAUUUUCUAAACUCUUCUUUUACUACCCCUCUCAUGCACAUAGGACUCUUGUCAUCAUCUUCGUAUCAUCAUAGCACCUCGUAUCAUAAGGCUAGUGGGGACCCUGUUUUUCAUUCACACCCCUCAAUUAUCUCACCGAGUUUCCCCUUCUUCCCUCCCCCCCCUACGAGUACUUGAUCCUAUAUCAUCAUCACCACCUAUCAAUCAUGUAGGAAGUCGAGCAAAUAAACAGACAAACGGACAAACAUG
Tuber melanosporum (Perigord truffle) is the source of this 2913-nucleotide messenger RNA. RefSeq lists its product as uncharacterized. NCBI's taxonomy places the organism in Eukaryota, Fungi, Ascomycota, Pezizomycetes, Pezizales, Tuberaceae. The record is from RefSeq and is a predicted model, not a curated record. Bases 2355 to 2738 code for a protein of 127 amino acids. The transcript is spliced from 3 exons.